CGCUUGCACUGUUUGUUUAUAUUUUCUGUUAUUUUCCGUUUAUAAUUUCUCUCCUAGUUCACAAUCUUCCCGUUUGCUUCUCCCUGAACACUACGCUGUUCCACACGUUCCUGUAGGCGGGUGCGGGGAAAGUUAGCUGUGAAGUGCGGUAUUUCCGCCAGAAGAUUAGACAGGCCACAGCGAUAAAACGCGAUUUGUCUGUGACGUCGCGUUGGAACAAACUCUGCCCCCUUAAAAAGUGGACAGGGGAUUCAGUGGGUUGAUAGAGAGAAAUUGCGUUACUUUUCAGUUGGAAAUCUGUUCGGGGGCCACGUUGGGAAGCAGUUCUAACAGUGCGGUGUGCUGCGGGUUUUGCAGGCAUAAUCACAGUUCCUCAUGUCGAGACACAAGGCAAGGACGCGUCGAAUAGUGACAGUUCAGCGAAAGACUGUGUUGCACAACUGCUUACCUGAAUGAAGCGCGUCAGCUUCACGCUCCGGCCUCGUUACUCCGAGGAAAUAACCCCCGAUACUCUACAACGCACUACAGCACGCACUAAGUCUUCUCAGUCAGCUGUAUCUUCAACGGUUGUCGCCUGAUAACGGCUUCCAAUGUCGUAGAUUCUUUAGCUUCCGUAUUCAGGCCUUAUUCGCCGGCGACUGUGUUACAACUAACUAAACUUUAGACUUCUCUUACAUAUAACACCUUGGCAAAAACCCUAUAGAAAAAAACACUCCGAACACGUUUUCUAUUGUUGCAUCACACAGCUGUCGCACCGACUGCAUAGAGAACACUGCUACACAGUCCACUGAUGCGUGUUAAGAAUCUGUUGCCUAGAACCGGACGUUAUGUACAGAGUCAUUACUUAGCAACGAGUUUACAUGUUACUAAUGUGCUUUAAUAUGUGGAGGACUUUACGACGUUUCGUCCUUCACAUGAAACAUCAAAAUGCAAGGUGACAUUAACUGUAAGACGUUGCUAUGUACUCUACACGACAUAAGAAAGCAAAGAAUACUAAAACUAUAACUGUGAAGAAUGCUGUAUUGAAACUGUGAACUGACGGCAGUGAGUUGCGUUUGUAUAACCGGACAGAGAUGACUGAUAGACACAAAAUGGCGGGGCCUCUCGGUCGAUUAAAACGAUUACCGACGUUUACUGUAUCAAGGGGAGAGGUACAAUUCAGUCUUCGAACUGUGGAUCCCAUGUUCCGGCUGUCUCUAACGCGACUAGUUGAUUCAUCGUCAUCAGCGUCGCCUACGCCUCCCGACUCAUCCUCUCCAGGGGCGGAGGCCCGGUUUGCAGCCAGCUGGGACACUCGUUUCAGACAGGAGUGGGCACGGCUGAGGACGGCCGUUCAAGAGAUCUUCCACUUCAAGGCGGAACCUCGGCAGAGCGGCUCGAAGUCAAGACCCGCCUUUACACGCGGCCAGCUCACGGCGUUGCACAAUGACAUCAGAGUUCUGCUUCGAUCCCAGGCUGGGGCCUUCAUAUUCGAGUACUACCAGAACACUCUUCUCCCUACCGUCGCAUGCCUCCUGCUGGAAGAGAUAGAGAGGUUCUCGUCAGAUCUCGCUGCCAGUCUUGUCGCGGCCUGGACGCACUUCUACUGCCACGCCCUCCCUACACUCGAGGCCGUCUUCAUACAGGUGAAGAACCAAAGGACGUCCAUCAGACAGGCUACGCUGCUGGCGUUUCGUGACUGCGUGCUACUGAAGCUGGCGUCCCGUCUGGAGCCCUUGCUCGAUGAAAUGAACGCUGAAGGGAGCGUCCCGCCUGCAAUCAGACAGAUGUUGCUAGUUCUGCAGAGCGUUAUGGAAUGCUACCCCCCCAGUGAGAAGCGCCUCAAGUUGGAGUCCCUUGUGGCCAGAGUUGUGUCCCCCUAUCUGGGACACAGGGGGCUGUACGAAGGGGGCUAUGCUAAGCCAGUGAUACCUUCACGAGAACUGGACGUGGCUCAUCUGAGGAGACCAAGUGUGGUGGAUCCUAGGAGACUUACCCGGCCACUGAGUGUCAACUCCUCUACUCCUCAUGUCGAAACACUCAGCGAUCUGUUCUGUCUGUCUGCUGACAGGGCAUUUCACAGGAGAGUGGGCAGUAAAGACAUCCUGUGACUUCUGCUUAAUUUAAUAAAAUUGUUUAUUUUAAAACAAUCUCCUGACUUUGCUGACAGUUAUAAUUUUACGUAGAGUAAACCCUCGAUAAUCCGGUUACAUUUAAUCCGGAUGUUGGGUAAUCUGAACUGAAAUAUGAAAAACGAGAAACUGUAUUCACAGCUGAGUGCACACUUUAGAAAACAUGGGAUUUAGGAGCAAGAGAACUUUCAGACUGUGUUGAGGGCAGCUGGAGAGACUGAAACCACGCGAGAAAAUA
This is a messenger RNA of Cryptotermes secundus, 2349 nucleotides long. RefSeq names its product proline-rich protein 5-like. Gene Ontology annotation, cellular component: TORC2 complex. The record is from RefSeq and is a predicted model, not a curated record. Lineage: Eukaryota; Metazoa; Arthropoda; Insecta; Blattodea; Kalotermitidae. The transcript is spliced from 6 exons. Bases 1074 to 2090 code for a protein of 338 amino acids. Gene Ontology annotation, biological process: TORC2 signaling.